Perkinsus marinus ATCC 50983 is the source of this 486-nucleotide messenger RNA. RefSeq lists its product as hypothetical. Gene Ontology annotation, molecular function: RNA polymerase II CTD heptapeptide repeat phosphatase activity. The transcript has 5 exons. The record is from RefSeq and is a predicted model, not a curated record. NCBI's taxonomy places the organism in Eukaryota, Perkinsozoa, Perkinsida, Perkinsidae. Bases 1 to 486 code for a protein of 161 amino acids.
AUGGUGAACAGCUACGAGAUCGGCAAGGCUGAUCCAUCGCAGUCUGAGAGUGUCACUCCCAUUCUGCAAGAGGUCUAUAAAGAUGAGGAGGGUCUACCGGAGUUAUAUCUAUGUGUAAUUAGCGACGUCAAGGUGCUGACGAAAAUACGUCCGCAUGCAAGAGCGUUUAUAAGGGAGCUGGUUUCCAAAACUGGCUGCGGGGUGGUAUUAUCGAUAUACACUAAGGGCAGUCGACGAUAUAUGGAAGUUAUCAAAAAAAUGUUAGAUCCCUCCGGAGAGCUCAUCAAGGGCCGACUCGUGUCUAGGGAGGAUGAGCCUUCUAAUAUGACGCCCUUGGAGAAAGAUCCCGACUUUAUAAUCAACGCGGACUCAGCAGUUGGUACGGAAGAGCUGCGGCGGCGGUGGUUUGUGGUGUUGGAUGAUAGUCCCGAGGUGUGGCCGGAAGAGUGCAGGGAGGCUGGGAAUAUCGUUGAAGCUACUAUGUAA